This is a messenger RNA of Lactuca sativa (garden lettuce), 1969 nucleotides long. Its product is annotated as aluminum-activated malate transporter 4. Gene Ontology annotation, biological process: malate transport. NCBI's taxonomy places the organism in Eukaryota, Viridiplantae, Streptophyta, Magnoliopsida, Asterales, Asteraceae. The record is from RefSeq and is a predicted model, not a curated record.
GGAUCCAUGUCGCGUCGUAAUUUUACAGACAAAGGCAAAGAAAGGUUUCUAUCUCGAAAGGAUUACUCGGAAUUUGGUCUUUUGAAUGAAUCCUUUCGCACGACCAACAACGAAGAUGCUGCGGAUUGGUGGAACGAUGUUCGACUGUUCUUUGUUAACGUUUACCAGAUGGGUCGCUCCGAUCCCAGACAUUUCAUCUUUGCUGCUAAAUCCGGAUUGGCAUUUGCUAUCGUUUGUGUUCUUAUAUUCUUCAAAGAACCCUUUAAUUAUGUCACUCAGUAUUCCAUCUGGGCAGUCAUAACCGUCAUCCUCGUCUUCGAAUUCAGCAUAGGAGCAACACUUAACAAAGGAUUUAACGUUGCUUUGGGUAUGUUAUCUGCUGGCGUGCUUGCGUUAGCUAUCGCUCAACUAUCCAUGUGGGCUGGGGAGUUGCGAAAGAUUGUAAUUGUGAUCAGCAUCUUUAUAGAAGGCUCGAUAUCAAGCCAUAUCAAACUCUAUCCGUCAAUGAAGCCAUACGAAUACGGGUUCAGAAUCUUUACGUUAACAUUCUGCGUAGUACUCGUGUCAGGGACUUCACAUAUUGACCAAACAGUUCUUUCCCGUUCGUUGUUAGUUGUCCUUGGGACAGGUGUGUGUUUGGUUGUUAGUAUAUGCGUUUUUCCAGUUUGGGCUGGUGAAGAUCUGCAUAAAUUGGUGGUGAAGAACUUCAGGGGGGUUGCUACUUCCUUAGAAGGAUGUGUUAGCAAGUACCUUCAACAUUUCGGAUACGAAAGAAUACCUUCAAAAAUCUUGGUAUAUCAGGCCUCGGAUGACCCUUUGUAUAGUGGAUAUAGAUCGGCAGUACAGUCAUCAAGUGAAGAAGAGACUCUGCUGGGGUUUGCUGUUUGGGAACCACCUCAUGGACGUUACAAAAUGUUGAGGUAUCCAUGGAGUUCUUAUGUGAAAGUUAGUGGUGCGCUUAGGCAUUGUGCGUUCAUGGUGAUGGGAAUGCAUAGUUGUAUACUUGCAGAAAUACAAGCCUCUGUUGAAUUAAGAAACCUGUUCCAAAACGAGAUCCUGAAAGUAGGCACAGAAGGCGCAAAAGUCCUACGUGAGCUAGGAAGCAAAGUGGAAAGAAUGGAAAAACUAAGCCCCGAUAUCGACCUGCUCAUGAAAGUUCACGAGGCUGCGGAGGAAUUACAAUUGACGAUCGACCAAAACUCUUACCAUCUCAUCAACUCCGACAAACGGGAACACGGAAGGCAACCAAAAGGGUUUGAAGAUCCCGAUAUUGUUCAAGAACUAAAAGAAGACGAAAUCAAACCAAAACUACUUGUCAAAUUCCGCAGUGAAACAAACCUAAACCUACACCUAAACCGAAAAUCGCCUCUUCCAACCAAAUCCCUAGACCGUAAGACUCCAUAUAUGUCCCGUCAGCCAUCCAUGCUGCAUUGGGGAUCGUCAGUAGAUGUGGUAAAGAAGCAGUCCCGUCGUCCUGCCAUUGUUCAUUGGGAAACGUCGGUAGAUGUGCUAAAAAAGCAGACUAAUCAUCCUUCUUCCAUGUUGGAUUGGGAAUCGUCGGUAGAUGCGCUAAAGAAGCAGACGCAGUGGCCUUCAAGGUUAUCGAUACAUGGUGACACGAUUCUUAAUGUGCGUGAAGUGAAGACUCACGAAAGUGCGAAAGCCUUGUCUCUUGCAAAUUUUACUACUUUGUUGGUUGAGUUUGUCGCAAGACUUCAGAAUCUUGUGAACGCGUUUGAAGAGCUUAGCGAGAUAGCAAAGUUUUCUGAACCUGUUAACCAUCUUGAAGCGAAGGAGACGGUGGGUUUCUGGACGGGAGUACUCAAGUGCAUCGGGAUCAAGGAUUGAAGUCAUGAAGAACAUAGUAGCUUUGAAGUAAGAGCAUGUUUGACUCAAAACUUUUUUCAUAUAAUGUUAAUUUUAAGCACCAAUUAAAUAUUUUCUUCAAUAUAUUAACCACCAAAUUAAA